AUGCAAAUGCUUCGCCUUCAGAGUACCCAUCGAAGGCCACGUUCACUAUGCAGCUGCGGAUACAGGAUUGUCCUGUCACUACGGAAAGCAGAAGUGAAACGCAACCUGCAGACGUUUCUCGUUGAAACUCACCUCCCGAUUCAAUCUGUUCGUGUUUUAGUCCGGUGUAGCUGGAUUGCCGCCGGAUCUCCAGCGAGCGCGAGCAUUCCCGCACUGAAACGCUGCGCUGCAAACAAGAAUCGGGAGGCCCGAGUGCUUUAUUCUCGUGUCGGGCUUGGCCAAAUGAGGUCAAACAGUUCUUGCUCCACAGGUCGUGGCAUCUACAGCGGAUGCGUACCCAUUCAGAUAUACCCGAAGUCGUCGAAGAUUCGGAAAUGA
Messenger RNA from Sparassis crispa, 378 nucleotides. RefSeq lists its product as hypothetical. Bases 1 to 378 code for a protein of 125 amino acids. NCBI's taxonomy places the organism in Eukaryota, Fungi, Basidiomycota, Agaricomycetes, Polyporales, Sparassidaceae. The record is from RefSeq and is a predicted model, not a curated record. The transcript has 5 exons.